AUGUGUCCGUCACUGCGACCCGUACAUAUGGCUCUCCUAUGGGUUUCGCGCCGCACUCUCGUCACCUGCCUUGUAAACAUCGGGUCCCGCGCGGCCACUCGCUGCGCUGACAGUGACGUCACGCGAGGUUCCGCUCCUACUCCUCGCGCUCUCAUCAUCAGGGCACCUCCUCCCAUGGAGCGCAUCGCAGUGCCCAUUCCCUCCCUGCCCCCGCCGUUAGCAGCAGGAGAAGUUGAGAUCGAGGCGGCGGCAGUAGCAGCAGCACCACUGCGGGAAGACACAGCUUUACAAAAUGUGCAAGCAGAGAAAAAUCAGAAGAAAAAAAGGAAACUUGGAAAAAGGAAACCAAAUCCUCUUAAUAAGGGACCUGUAUCAGUGAAAAAUCUACUAACGGAACUUCCUUUUGCUGGUGUGGAUGUUAGAGCUGUGUUUGACAUCCCUAGAACAGAAGACAAAAAGGUGAAAAGUAAAAGGAAAAUGCAUCUGUUACAAAGUGAAGAUGAUAAUGAAAGUAAAAAGCAAAAGAGAGCAAAUUAUUUUGUAUCCCUGCCUAUCACAAGGUCUAAGAUUCUUGAUGAUAUCCAAACUAUUCAAGAUUCAGUGUUACAGAAGGAUGAAAGACUUAUCAAAGCUAUGAUCCCAAAGGGUUCGUUCCAUCUCACGCUCUUUGUUAUGCAUUUAGCAAAUGAAGAAGAAGUUGCUCUAGCAGUAAGUGCGCUUUUGGGGAGCAAAAUACCAAUUGAAGAAAUCCUUGACGGAAAAGAUUUGGUUCUAUCUUUUGGCGGAAUGGCUGAUUUUAAACAUGAAGUUGUGUAUGGAAAGAUGACAGAUAAUAACUCUAUAACUACACUGAAACAAAUAGCUGAGACCACAGGGAAUAUAUUUAAUGAAAAAGGCAUUUCUGUAGUUGGAUGUAAAGAUUUUGUACCCCAUUUGACUUGGAUGAAGCUUUCAAAAGCACCAAAGCUGCGUAAGCAGGGAAUUAAAAAGAUUGACACAAGUCUGUACAAGGAUUUCCAAGACCAUUACUUUGGAGAGGACACAUUGGUGCGACUGGAUCUUUGUUCAAUGUUAAAGAAAAAGCAACAAAAUGGUUACUAUCACACAGAAGCUUCCAUCUUUUUUGGUCAUAAGAAUGGAAGAGAACCUGAUGAUGCAGAGCUGGUGAGCUUAAGCAAAAGACUGGUGGAAAAUGCAGUACUGAAGGCUGUACAGCAGUAUAUAGAGGAAACACAGGCCAAAACCAGACAGACUGAUGGGAUAUCACUGGAGCCUGGCAAUAAAGAGAAAAAUGAAAAUAACAUUAAACAAUGAACACAGUCCUCUCUUCAAAAUCUAAAUGUAAUCAUGACACAAACAGUUGCAUCAAGAGACGCCUAAAUUGCUACUCAGGUGCAUCUUACGUAGGGAUCUGAGGACAAUAUUCCUUUAUGGCAACAUUUACUAAGAUGGAGACAGUCAGUGAUAUUUCUUGAUAAACUUGUUUGAUUUGCAGAAAAGCCAAACCAAAAGGGAAAUGGCAAGAGUCCUAAGAGGUGAACAAUGAAUUGAUUGUGUAGUUGAAGAAGAAAGAGAGCCUAUUGUUUAUGCCUUGUUAAGUGGCAAUCAACGGCCAGCCAAGAGGCCUUACCGGAUGAUGAAGCCACGUCAUCCAUGUUGUGUAAUGAAGGUGCAUGACUUUGUGUUUUCAAAGAGGGUUCUUACUAGGUUACUACUGAUGCAAUGGCAACCUUUCAAAAGCUAUGCUAAUGUCAAUGCUGGAAUUUCCUCAGACAAAAUAUAUUCCCUAUGUAUUAAUGUACUGAUUUCUCUAAUGUAUUGUGACACUAUGCAGUCUUUUCUCGAUGACCGUUAUUCAUGAAAAGUAUAUAUUUUUGACAAGUGUAAUAUCUUUUUUUUUAAUACAAAUGUGUGGCCAAAAUCACA
Molecule: messenger RNA, 1926 nt
Organism: Pseudophryne corroboree (corroboree frog)
Lineage: Eukaryota; Metazoa; Chordata; Amphibia; Anura; Myobatrachidae
Gene: AKAP7
Product: A-kinase anchoring protein 7
Exons: 8
Coding region: 1-1314 (437 amino acids)
Cellular component (GO): cytosol
Molecular function (GO): protein kinase A regulatory subunit binding
Source: RefSeq, a predicted model, not a curated record